Apis dorsata (giant honeybee) is the source of this 640-nucleotide messenger RNA. RefSeq lists its product as uncharacterized. Lineage: Eukaryota; Metazoa; Arthropoda; Insecta; Hymenoptera; Apidae. The coding region runs from base 17 to 616 and encodes 199 amino acids. The record is from RefSeq and is a predicted model, not a curated record. The transcript has a single exon.
UAUAUAUAUAUAUACUAUGGAAAUUCUCGUAUUAAUAAUAUUUAUCUUUCUAGAAGUAUAUCUAUCGAUAAAUAAUUAUAUCUUCAACUUGCCGGAAUUAACGACACUUUCUCCCGCGUUGGAAAAGUCUAACGACAAUUUUAUGACGUUGAAUGACGAAGGAAGUGGGAAUAAGAAAGAGAAAGAUAAACGAUAUAAAAAUAAAAACGUGAUUCUACGCGGGGACGAUUUGGAUUCACGAUUAUGCCGUCGAGAUAUUUCUACGUCUUUCGUGCCGUUCGAUUCCACGAAAGUGGGAAAAAUAUUGUCCCGCUUGGUUAAAAAGGAAACGCACGACAAUUAUUAUAAGGUGAAGAGGAGCGUAGCGACGAAACUGCGGAAAAAAGCGGACGUUUUAGGACGUCUUUUGAUGAACAGUGCAUCGAAUAAAAGUAACGAAUACAAUUACAAAGAUCCAGACGAUAAUUUAAGAGGUGGGAAUAAUGAUAAAAUUAAUUGGGAUGCACUUUUAAACGAGGAUGGGCCAAGUAUCAUGGAGUUAAUGGUUUUGAACGAAAAGCAGAGGAAAAAGUUGUAUCCCAAUUUGUAUCUCCAUGAUGACGAAAAUAAUUAUUAAUAAUCACACGAUAUAUUUUAUAAU